Messenger RNA from Pocillopora meandrina, 1827 nucleotides. The record is from the annotation of a GenBank genome assembly. NCBI's taxonomy places the organism in Eukaryota, Metazoa, Cnidaria, Anthozoa, Scleractinia, Pocilloporidae.
AUGGCAAAUGAGCUACCUCUCGAAAAUGUGCCUGGUAGUUCGUCAGAUGAAAGUGGAAAGGAAGAGAAAUGUUAUGAGGCAAAACAAACACAAUGGAGUGACGAAGGUUAUGUAGCACCACAACAAGACGUUAAUUGUGAAGGUUUAGCAAUUUUAGCUGGAGAGAACUACAACGGCUUUAAAAAUUUGAAUGUUGAUAUGGCAAGGCUCCAUUUUCAACACGAACUACCUCCAGGCUACAUAAUUACAGAGCGUAUUGGACGGGGAGCCUUUGGCUGCUGCUUCCUAGUUGAGAAGCAAACUGACGAGCUACGAACUGAGGACCGUCAUGUCGUCCUUAAAGUAGUUAAGGGUGAAUUUAAGCCAAGACGUCCCGUACUCUUCUAUAAGGCUUGCCAAGAAUACACCAUUAUGAUAAGCUAUAGAGCUAAGCCUCUGGCUCUCACUAACCUGAAGUUUAUUGUAGGCAUGCUAAAGUUUCUCCAUACCAAACAUGCAGAAGUCCAUGGGGAUCUUAAUUCUGGCAAUAUGAUGUACUUUAUUAAAGAUCUUACUAGAAAAAUGUGCAGGGGGAUGAAGGAUGUUUGGUCUGCAGAGAAAGUGAAAGGAUUCCCACAAGCAAUACAAACUCAUGUCAUGUUUGACUUUAUAGACCACUGGUUUCCCAUGGAAGAUGAGCAAAUUGCAUGCAUCAUUGAUGCAGACAUUGGUGGAAAGAUUGGAGAAGCUAAGUUUGUUGUUAAUCGUCAGCAUCAUGACCCACGCAAUGCUACCUGGCAGGUGUCAGAUGAUGUGAUUGGACUCAUGAACUGGAUAGUUUUAAAAUCUGGUCACAAAAUCAAAAGCCAUGAUUUUCGAGGAAUUGAAUAUGCCAUCAGCCUUGAGUCUUUGAAGCGUCUGCAUGCACAUAUUUUUGACAUGUAUAAAGAUCUGGACCCCCAUUUUAUUCAUGGCUUUCCAGUAGAUGCACCAGAAGAGCCAUUCGCAUUAGAGCUGAAGCCAGGUGAGUGUUACCUGGAUGAGCUGCUGGAGGGCGAAUUCAGGGAUUUUGAGUCAUUCAAAGGGUCAUACUCUCGGUCAUCUUCAACCAAUAAAGUCACUUCUGGUAGUAAGCAAAAUAAAGACCGGGAAGUUAUACAAGCAGAACCAGUGAAACUAGGAGGCCUUCGUGAUGCAUUCUCGACAGUUGCAUCAGGCAGUAAUGGGUAUCAUACCACCCUGACUACUGUCCUUGACCUUCUGACAGGUCCUGAAGUGCAUGGAGGUGCUAUUUUUGUGAUUGUUGACAAGGAGCACAAAAAUGAUCUUGAGAUAUUGAUAUCAGACAAUAACUGCCUUUACAGAUUUUGUAGAAGGAAUACUGUAAAAGUAACAAACAAAUUAUUUCAACACCUCCUGUGUGCCUUCUGCACUCCUGGUGAGUCAGAUAAAUGGGAACAGUCACUCCUUGAUAAGCUUGCCACACAAUUCGGAAUGUCAUCAGAGCUUAAAGCUUUGAAAGGACAGCCAAUGGAUGGUGCAUUUGUGCUUUCACACAGUGGCACAGUUCUGGCUGCUGCAGCAAAGCUAGAGUUCGGUUCACAACACUAUCAACUUUGCAAAGCCAAUGGGAUUGGGUUUGGCACUCGCCAUUCUGGUGCAUUAGCCACUGCAGAAUGGAUGAGAUCUAAGAAUGUGAAAGGCGUUGUCUUCGUAAGAUCUGAUGCAGGCGAUGUACACGUCAUGUUUCCACAUGGGAAAAACUGGAAAAGUGAGCCCCCACAGAACCCUUGGUUGGGUGAGGAAGGCCAGAAAUUACCUCUGAUACUUUGCAUUGAAGAUUGCUAG